AUGGCCAAUUUUCUGGCACUCUCACUAAUAAUUUCAAACCUCUUCAUUGGCUUAGUGAGUGCUGAUUGGAACAUAUUGAACCAAAGAUUGAGAAAAGGAGUUGAAGCCAACUUGAAGAACUAUUGCGAGAGUUGGAGGAUCAAUGUAGAGCUAAACAACAUUAGGGGGUUCAGUGUUGUGCCUCAAGAAUGUGUGGAGCACGUGAAGAAAUACAUGACUUCAUCUCAGUACAAAUCUGACUCCUUUAGGGCAGUGGAGGAGGUCAGGCUCUAUUUGAGUGGAUGCUGCACUUUUAAAGGUGAUGGCAAAGAUUCUUGGAUUUUUGAUAUUGAUGAGACCCUUUUGUCCAAAAUUCCUUAUUAUAAGAACCAUGGUUUUGGGGGAGAAAAGCUAAAUGGGACAUCUUUAGAAGAAUGGAUGAAGCAAAGUAAGGCGCCGGCUCUAGAUCACACACUUGAGCUCUUCCAUGAAAUCAAGAACAAAGGAAUCAAUAUCUUUCUAAUUUCUUCAAGAAAGGAAACCCUUAGAUCUCCUACUGUAGACAACCUUGUGAAAGUUGGUUACCAUGGAUGGACUCGUCUUUCAUUGAGGGGUCUUGAAGAUGAAUUACUGGAAGUAAGAAAAUACCAUUCCAAGGUAAGGCAACAAUUGGUUGAUGAAGGUUACCGCAUUUGGGGUAUUGUAGGAGACCAAUGGAGCAGCUUUGAGGGUCUUCCAAUGGCAAAGAGAACAUUUAAGCUACCCAAUUCCAUAUACUAUAUUGCAUAA
Molecule: messenger RNA, 768 nt
Organism: Abrus precatorius (Indian licorice)
Lineage: Eukaryota; Viridiplantae; Streptophyta; Magnoliopsida; Fabales; Fabaceae
Product: acid phosphatase 1
Exons: 3
Coding region: 1-768 (255 amino acids)
Molecular function (GO): acid phosphatase activity
Source: RefSeq, a predicted model, not a curated record